AUGGCCCCACGCGACAUCUUCCUCGUCUCAAUACGACGUACUACGAAUAUACGUGCCCACUUUGCAACUUGGGUUCCCUCAGCAAGCGAUCCGGAGAAGGGCAGAUUGAUUGAGUUCGUCGGUACACCUAUGGAGGGCUUCAAGCACCAAUUCAGGCGAGGCCAUGCCCCGACUCCAAUCAGCAAGAAGGGAGAUCUUGAGACUACCGCCUGCCAAGUUCCAGCUCCCAGGGCCAGUGAGAACUUUAUGGCUCCCGUUAAUGAUACCACCAACAAAAGAUGUCAAGAGUGGAUUAUGGAAUACGUGAGGCUCCUGGUUGACAAGGGAUACAUUGAUGCGGAGGCGAUUGAUGUUGCUAAUUCUAAUCGUGACCCUCCUACUCAUGGUAUUGGUCUACGGCCAGUAGCUUCACGAUCUGGGAAUUGA
This is a messenger RNA of Aspergillus nomiae NRRL 13137, 426 nucleotides long. RefSeq lists its product as uncharacterized. NCBI's taxonomy places the organism in Eukaryota, Fungi, Ascomycota, Eurotiomycetes, Eurotiales, Aspergillaceae. The coding region runs from base 1 to 426 and encodes 141 amino acids. The record is from RefSeq and is a predicted model, not a curated record. The transcript is spliced from 3 exons.